CGCUUUUAUAUUUUAUUUCGUGGAUCCGACGGUGGAAAAACACGUCAGCCUCCGCCACUCUCCCUUCCUUUUUCUCUACCACCGCCGCCCACUGGCCCGGAACACCACAUCACACACACAGUUCAUUGUGUCUCUGUGCGAACACGUCGCUCUCGCUCAGUCAUUUUUCCCGCCUAUAUAAUCACCCCAUCCUCAAUGCAAGCACCGCUUCUCCAAAUGCACGCCCACUUCUCUCACUCCAACUUUCUCUCUCUAAACCCCCGCCGAACCCCUGCCGUCUCCUCUCCGCCUGCGUUUCCUCAAUUUCUCUUCUCCGACCGGAGUAGUUUCAAUUCAGCCCUAACUUUCGGAUCAAUUCAAUUGAAUUCAGUUAAAAUGACUUCUGUUAAUUCUUCUCUCUCUAAUGGCAACAGCUGCGGCAAUCAAGCGAUUGCCCUGGGAUUGGACAGUGUUGAACUCGACCGCUUCGCGGACGUAGGAAACCAGCUCGCCGACGCCGCCGGUGACGUCAUCCGUCGGUACUUCCGCAAAAGCUUCGACAUUCUGGAUAAAGAGGAUUUAAGUCCUGUUACGAUUGCUGAUCAAGCUGCGGAGGAGUCGAUGGUGAAAAUUAUUGAGGAGAAUUUUCCUUCUCAUGCCAUUUUCGGAGAGGAGAAUGGAUGGAAGUGCAAAGAAGAUUUUGCGGACUUUGUUUGGGUAUUGGAUCCGAUAGACGGCACAAAAAGUUUUAUUACUGGGAAACCCUUGUUUGGAACACUAAUUGCCUUACUCCACAAGGGUAAACCGAUUCUUGGCAUUAUUGACCAACCUGUCCUGAGAGAAAGAUGGAUUGGAAUAAGUGGCAAGAGAACUACCUUGAACGGGCAGGAGAUCUAUACACGCAACUGUUCACAACUCUCGAAAGCCUACCUGUACACUACUAGCCCACAUUUAUUUAGCGGGGAGGCUGAAGUGGCUUUCGCUCGAGUAAGAAGUAAGGUCAAAGUGCCACUAUAUGGUUGCGAUUGUUAUGCCUAUGCCCUGUUGGCCUCAGGUCAUGUAGACCUUGUGGUUGAGUCUGGCCUCAAGCCAUACGAUUUUCUUUCCCUGAUACCUGUGAUCGAAGGAGCUGGUGGAGUUAUAACGGACUGGAAAGGGCAUCAACUUUAUUGGGAGGCUUCUUCUAAAGCAGAAGCAACUAGUUUCAAUGUAGUGGCAGCAGGGGACAAAGGGGUUCAUCAAGAAGCUCUAGAUUCACUACAGUGGCAAUAAGCCAAUAAUGCUUGCUUUUUGCAUACGCACCAGAAACGGAAAAUCCUGUUGUGAUUCGUCUCCUCUUAACUUGAUAGCUCUUCAUUGAAGAAACAACCAUCGGGAACAAUUGAAGACGUCAAAAUUUAUAAUGCAUGUGAUUGAAUAGCUUAAUUAUGUAGAAUGGCUAAUUUUAUUUCUCUUUUCGUUUUUCCAGCUCUGUUUGCAUAGUUACAACAUGAAGCGGCAAACAUGAAUGAAUAUCUUUUGUUUUGCACGAA
This is a messenger RNA of Erythranthe guttata (spotted monkey flower), 1511 nucleotides long. It is a transcript of the gene IMPL2, whose product is annotated as inositol monophosphatase family protein. NCBI's taxonomy places the organism in Eukaryota, Viridiplantae, Streptophyta, Magnoliopsida, Lamiales, Phrymaceae. The record is from RefSeq and is a predicted model, not a curated record. Gene Ontology annotation, biological process: L-histidine biosynthetic process. Gene Ontology annotation, molecular function: histidinol-phosphatase activity.